Molecule: messenger RNA, 3011 nt
Organism: Bubalus bubalis (water buffalo)
Lineage: Eukaryota; Metazoa; Chordata; Mammalia; Artiodactyla; Bovidae
Gene: ASPG
Product: asparaginase
Exons: 17
Coding region: 512-2965 (817 amino acids)
Molecular function (GO): protein binding; asparaginase activity
Source: RefSeq, a predicted model, not a curated record
GAGCCCUUUCUCGCCAGCAACUGCUUCCUGUCCUCUGUCCCUGUUAAUGCUUCCCUCCCCCAGCCCCGCCAGUUCACAGAUGGUUCCAGGCACCAUCUAUGCUGGGUCCCAGGGCUCAGACCCCCAGAGAGCCCUGUCCAGGGGGGCUUUCCACAUCCCUCCAUACCCUGGGGGUCACUCCUCCUGGGCUGCAGGGCUGGGGCAGAGAGAGGGGAGCGGGCAGACUCUGCCGGCGUCCUCAGAUGGCCCUGACCCAUCCCGGUCGCUGCCCAACCCCCCAGGCUUGGCACUUGGCCAGCUGUGAUGCCUGUGAUCCCAUUGAGCUCAGCUCAUGGGUAUCGAGGGUCCGGGCUGAAGGGACUAGGGGGACUCUGACCGUGACCCCAUCUGCACUGUGUUGUGUGCCCUCCAUCACCGCCCCCGCCACCCGGACGCCCACGGCUCACUCCCACAGGCCCUGCAUUUGCCAAAGAGCUUACAAAUCCCCGUGUCUGGAAGGGGCUCUAGAAGGAUGGAGUGUGGUGGCAGUAAUUUCCAGGCAGGCCAGUCUCCCAGGAUCCCGCAGGGCAGCCCCCAAGCCGGAAAGUCUCCCAGGAUCCCGCAGGGCGGCGCCCGAGCCGGGAAGUCUCCCAGGAUCCCGCAGGGCAGCCCCCGAGGCCGGAAGCAGCGGGCGGGGGAAGAAGGGCAAAGGGGGCGCGCGGAGGACGCAGGCCUGGGGUGUGGAGACCCCGCUCCGAGCCCCGCUGGAGGCCGAGGCCGCCCAGCUGCUCCAGGCCCUGCCUGCCUGGGGAUUCCGGUCGCGGGGUCAAUAAUUAACCCGCCUGGCUCUGCGGGUGCGGGCCGCCGGCUCCCGUGGCUGUUUGGAUUCUCACUGUUGGGAGCAUUUCAAGCGCCUGCUGGUAAACAGUGGCCCUCCAGGCACGCGAGCCCUGCCAAAGUGCUCGUCCCCGGGAGGGGCCUGGCCGCAGUUCUGAAGAUGCUGCCCAUGUUCCAUGACGAGGAGUACGCCCGGGCCCGCGGCCUCCCCGAGGACACCCUGGUGCUGCCGCCGGCCAGCCCCGAACAGAGGGUCGUCUACACAGUGCUGGAGUGCCAGCCCCUCUUUGACUCCAGUGACAUGACCAUCACUGAGUGGGUGCAGAUCGCCCAGACCAUCGAGAGCCACUACGCGCGGUACGACGGCUUUGUGGUCAUCCACGGCACCGACACCAUGGCCUUCGCCGCCUCCGUGCUCUCCUUCGUGCUGGAGAACCUGCAGAAAACCGUCAUCCUCACCGGGGCCCAGGUGCCCAUCCACGCCCUGUGGAACGACGGCCGGGAGAACCUGCUGGGCGCCCUGCUGCUGGCCGGCCAGUACGUGAUCCCCGAGGUCUGCCUGUUCUUCCAGAAUCAGCUGUUUCGGGGCAACCGGGUGACCAAAGUGGACGCGCGCAGGUUCGCGGCCUUCUGCUCCCCCAACCUGCCGCCUCUGGCCACCGUGGGCGCUGACGUCACGAUCAACCAGGAGCUGGUGCGCAGAGUCCGUGGGCAGGGCCGGUUGGUGGUGCACAGCAGCAUGGAGCAGAACGUGGGCCUGCUGCGCCUCUACCCCGGGAUCCCCGCCUCCCUGGUCCGGGCCUUCCUGCAGCCCCCCAUGAAGGGCGUGGUCAUGGAGACCUUCGGCUCCGGGAACGGGCCCACCAAGCCCGACCUGCUUCAGGAGCUGCGGGCGGCGGCCGAGCGUGGCCUGGUCAUCGUCAACUGCACCCACUGCCUCCAAGGUGCCGUCACCUCUGACUACGGAGCCGGCAUGGCCUUGAGCGGCGCCGGGACCAUGUCAGGCUUCGACAUGACGUCCGAGGCGGCACUGGCCAAGCUGUCCUAUGUGCUGGGCCUGCCGGGGCUGAGCCUGGACGGCAGGAAGGAGCUGCUGGCCAGGGACCUGCGCGGGGAGAUGACGCCGCCUGCCGUGGACAAGCCCCGGCCCUCUCUGCGGGGCGGUGUGCUGGGGCGCGGGGUCGCCCAGCUCCUCAGUCUGAGACAGGAGGCCGACGAGGCCUGGGAUGCCCUGGUGCCCAGCCUGGCCUGUGCCGCGGCCUACGUGGGUGACCUGGAGGCCCUGCAGGUGCUGGUAGAGCUGGGCAGUGGCCGGAGCCUAGAGGACUUCAGUGGCCAAACCCCACUGCAUGCGGCCGCCCGGGCUGGCCAGGCUGGGGCUGUCACCAUGCUGCUGCAGAGAGGGCUGGACGUGAACGCCCGGGACAAGGGCGGCCUCAGCCCCCUGCUGCUGGCCGUGGGGGGCAGGCAUAGGGAUGUCAUUGGGCUGCUGCGGGCAGCUGGGGCCUGCCUGUCCCCCCAGGAGCUGGAGGACUCGGGGACGGAGCUGUGCCGGCUGGCAUCCAGGGCGGACUGCGAGGGCCUGCGGGUGUGGGGGCAGGCAGGGGCCGACCUGAGGCAGCCCGGGCAGAGGCAGCUGGGAACCUGGAAGUGGUGGCCCUCCUGCAGAACCUUCGGGGUGGGGCUGGUGACCAGGCCCCGGGCCCAGCCACCCCACAGGGCAGCCGGCUGCAGCCCUGGAGGCCCGGCCAUGGCCAGGAAUCUCCCAAGCCUGGAGGGACCCUGCUGUGCCCGUCCUGCCCAACCCGCACCCGCCCGGACCCCAGCACCCACUGGGCCAGGUGGACUGUGCUCCCAGCUGGCUCCCCGCCCCCACCGUGUCAGCUGGCCUACUGGAAGACUCUCCCUCUGGUUGGCUUUGCUCAGGAAGUGCUGCCUGGUGUCUAACCUGAAGCCCUCCUGCUGCGGCGUGAGCUGUUCCUUCCUGUUGAGACCUGCUGGAGGGACGGAGCUACCCGGCACCCCCGGCCCUGACCAUGCUGUGCACCCCCGGCCUCUGCCCCCCGCCCCCCACCCUGCUGCGGAAGCUGCUUCCCAUUCUGUGUCCAGGACGCAGCCUGAAGGACAUGGUUGGGGAGAGUGGCCAUAAAGUCCUUCUGAGGACCGUUCUCCCCCACCAGCCUGGCUCCAGUGGG